ACUUCAAGUGCCUCUUGUCUUUAGAGCUGAGCUCCCCGUCUUAAUUUCUCCCUCCAUCCAUUAUUCUCAUUCCCAACUCUUCAUCUCUUUGCGCCUCUAGCUGUGAUACCCAUUGCAAUACCAGACUCCUCGACUUUUAGCUUUACUUUGCUCAGCUUCUAUCAUAUCAACGUCGUAUAAUCAGCAAUAUGACUCUCACCGAUGAAGAGCUCGACCGCGACUGGCAGCCCAGUGGCCGUCGCCCCCAAUCCACCAUCGCCCGCUCUUUUAGUGCAGAGUUGAUGGACAUCUUCCGCAUCGAGAACUCGCUCACCGACCUGGAUCAGCAAGUCCACGAUAAGAAGCAAACAGUCGACAAGAACACCGAAGAACUCGCCUCUCUCGAAGCCCGCAUCCGCGAAAUGGAAGAUCGCCUACGUCGCUCUGUAGGCACCACUCAGCGCUCUCCUCUUCCACAGGUCCAGACACAAAACAUCAACCAGUCCCAGACUCAGCAGCAGCAGCCAAGCUCCCUUGAUGCUCCCACGGACGACUCCAAGGCUCGCUCUCGACCGGGAACGGCCCGCGCUUCUCAGCAAGCUCCCUCCUCGGGCAACAUGCCCCCGACCCCGGGUGCCAGUGAAGGUGAAUACUACGUCGUCACCCGUGAUGACUUGCAAGACGGCCCGCGCUGACGAAUAUUUUUGACUUUUUUAUAAAGACGGAGACCAUGAAUAAAGCAAUCUGACCAUUUUUUGCUGCUCCCUUUCUCUCCAUGAACCAUUCAAUUCUAUCGAGGGCCAACUCUCACUCAUCACCGCCAGUCAGCCUCUUACAAGAGAUGAUGUCGCCCCUCUUGAGCUAGUGAGCGGUAGCGGGCGCGGAGAACCAACGGCUGAGCUGCAUGCAACCCUUGGCCAGACCAGGCCAGACCAGACCAGACUGCAAUCUCUCACUCCAACCCGACCGUUCAUCUUUAUGGGGAACAUGUUUCAAGACUGACUCGGCGCAACCCUCGACGACUGGCCAAUUCAUUGUUUCGAAGAAAGCCACGAAUUACAGCCGAGGCGCAUUAAUAACGUCAAACGCCCUCGUCUAUUUUUUAUUAUCAUUUACAAUGCUUUCCGGUUGCUGGAGUUUUCAGGAGCCGGGGGAAACCAACGGCGCAUCCCCAGCCUGAAGUCCUCCCUUUUUUUGUCGUUCGCUACCAAGAUUCCCGGCGUUGAUAGAGGCAGCAUUUGCAACAUUAUUUUACCAUUAUUUUGAUCCUCUCGCUUCAACUGUUGCGUCAGGCUGCUGCAUAUUGUUUAUGGGAGGAUAGCGUCCACGUUCACGUCUUGCAUGAGUAGUGGAUUGGAUGGAACUGGACUGGACUGGGAGGGGGGACUGUUUGUAUGAGUUGAGAUGAGAUGGAAUGAAUAGGACGGGAACGUAUUUGGAUGGACUCGUAUUGCAUGUCAAUUGAUAGCAAGUGCAUCAACAGCGCCUCAAUCGACUUUGAAUUCACGGCCGAAAUAAUGAGGUUUAUAUGUAUCUUUUCCAGCUAACGGACGGGUGGAAAUAUACGGGUGAGCCUUUACCUGGUCACUUGAACAAUGCCUCACUUCUGCCCUUGAGAGUUCUAAUAUCCCUUUGACUUUAUUACACAU
This is a messenger RNA of Fusarium verticillioides 7600, 1628 nucleotides long. RefSeq lists its product as hypothetical. The record is from RefSeq and is a predicted model, not a curated record. The transcript is spliced from 3 exons. Bases 189 to 674 code for a protein of 161 amino acids. Lineage: Eukaryota; Fungi; Ascomycota; Sordariomycetes; Hypocreales; Nectriaceae.